AUGUAUAACGCAAAUAGCAUACAAAGAAAAACUCAGUUGGAAUUUACUAUGGAAACAAUGAGGAACAAUCCGAAAAGAUAUAUGGGAAUUAAUGUAGAAUCAGUUCAUUUAUUGAAAAUUUUAUCGGAUGCUACGGAACUUUCAGAACGCGACCUCUUUCUGAUAUUGAGGAAAGUGAGACGUGACGAGCCAUAUUGGCAGUUGGCUGAUUGCUUUUCUAUAAGUAUCACACCAGUUAGUCGAAUUAUUUCGGAAAACCUAAAUAUACUCAGUGAAGAAUUCAUUAUUUGGCCAGAACUAGAAGAAAUUCAGUACAACCUACCAAGAAGCUUUAAACACCGAUACGCAGCAGUAAACACGAUUAUUGACUGCCUCGAAAUCCAGAUUCAAAAACCGUCACAAGCCGUUCAUCAAACAUUGACAUAUUCAAUGUAUAAAAAAUGUAACACCAUUAAAUAUUUAAUAGGUUGUUUGCCAGACGGUACAAUUAACUUUGUAUCAAAAGGCGCUGGAGGAAGGAUUUCGGAUGUAGAAUUAGUAAGGGUGAGCGGAUUUCUCGAAAGAUUAACUCCGCAUACAAUGGUGAUGGCCGAUCGCGUAUUUAAACAGGUCGAAAAUGAGCUGAGAAAACAUAAAUGUGUUUUGAUUUUUCGCGUUUUCGUCCAAAAAUUGCUCUAA
Sabethes cyaneus is the source of this 678-nucleotide messenger RNA. RefSeq lists its product as uncharacterized. The transcript has a single exon. The record is from RefSeq and is a predicted model, not a curated record. NCBI's taxonomy places the organism in Eukaryota, Metazoa, Arthropoda, Insecta, Diptera, Culicidae. The coding region runs from base 1 to 678 and encodes 225 amino acids.